ACAAAAUACCAGCGCACCUCGCUCGCCGCCGACAAUGACUCGUUUUCAUUCCGCAAGCCCACCGCCCCUGCCUCGGCCAGUCGCCCACAGCAACAGCAGCACCAGCGCAAGUCGACGCUGAAGGAGAACAGACCCUCGGCCGUCCAGCCAACGCAGAUCCAGACACGCCAACUACGCUCCAAAGACAGUCGAUUCAGCUUUGGCGAGCCCGAAAAUGCAAACUCGCCCACGCCGCCCGCGUUCGACUUCCUUCCGCCUAUCAACUUUGACGACUUCCAGACAAGCAUUGCCUCGUACGACUCGGCCAAGUCCAAGGCGAGAAACGUCCCUCAGAGCAUCAAGGCUUCAAUAAAUUCAAAGCCCCAACCCAUGACUGUCACCCAGCGAGACGCUUCCGUGCCCAAUUUCAACCAACUCUCGGCCACUGCUUCGAACCAGCUGCAGACCUCGGCCUCGACUUCGGUGCUACCAGUGCGCGCGAGAAGGGGAAGCCAGUCUGGCCCUGGAGCUCCCGCCAUCACUGCCUCUGGAAUCACUGCACGAGUAACACGCAAACCCAUGGCGCCGCAAUCGGACAAGAAACUACAAUCCGACCUCUCUCGCACUCCUUCGAUCCCGACAAAUGUUCGCAAAACACAGGUCGGAACGCCGCAGCCUUCCUCGAUCGAUACCACCUUCGCCGCUCCUACUCGCUCUUCCAAAGCCAAGUCACUCCAGCCCCUGCCUCGAUCUGCUACCUUGACCGAUCUACCACAACCCGAGCAACGCCGAUCCGUCAAUGUCAAAGCCACCAACAGAUCCAAGACGCCGAGGACCGACACACCGUCAGACAAAAGGAAGUCAGGAAGAAUGAGUGGUCUUGGAGCCAGGACAAUCAGUCCUACCGAUGCUCGUAGGCUUCGCAGGAUGUCUACCAAACAACUCCCUCCUUCGCCAUCAAAGGAAUCUACACACGCCCGCUCGCCCUCGGCCACACCCCGUAGACCCGCCUUGACGCCGUUAUCCAACAGGGCGACCCCCGAGACUUCAAACAGAAUGGCACCCCCGCCAAACCUCAAUCUGUCGAGGACACCGAGUUAUCAGUCUCUCCGCGCUCCGAGUGCUGGUCAAGGAAAGAUUGGUCAAAGCUCUUCGACCUCGAAGUUACCCACUCCCAAGAGUCGGAAUCUUUACAGCGCUGCAGAAAGACGUGAUGAUGAGGAGAUGGUUCCGCCCGUUCCUGCCAUACCAAAAGCCUACGAGUCCCCGAAAGACCUGAUAGACAUACCCUUUUUCUCUGGUCUCAAGACUCCUCUGUCUGGCAAUGUCGACAACGAGAACUCUGCUCUACCAAUACCCGCCCGACGUGGAGAAAGCUCUACUGCACCCGACCCAAGCCAACCACAGCACCGUAGAGGCCUCACAUUAGGUAAUGGAACAAGCGCCGAGACCCCCUCGGCCAUGCCUGCAGUCAACAAGAAGCCUCUGCAACCGUUACGCCUCCCUCCUCUUAAUCUCCUACCACUCUCAACCCCUACUACGGCGAGAAUCAACUCCUAUCCUGCUCCGUCUCAAGAAGUGGAUACACGAGGUACCACGCCUCCCUUCAAGCGCAAUGCCGCCAAAACACCCAGCACUCCCAUGACAGCUUCAAAAGCAACCUUCUACAGGCGCCAGGAAGAAGAAUCUGCCAUGCCACUUAGCGCACGUAGUAACAGUACUCAGCCUGCUGCUCGUGUCCCACGUUACGAAGAACCAAGCAAUGGCGUGCUUCUGCCUCCCCCUUCUCCAGCUAAGCGUCAAGCCAUCACUCCAUUCACCUCAGGCUCGUUACCCAAGCCUAAGUCCAGAUACACCCAACCUCCGAGACUACCGGAUGAGUUCACUCUGGGCAAUCACAAUGUCGAGUCCCUCGCUUCCAAGCCAAUGGGCCCAAGACCACGAGCUGUGUCCAAGUCGGUCAAGGAAACCGCAUCAAUCCACACAGUGUCUUCUGUAGAAGACGCCGAACAGCCACCACCUUCUGCUGCCUCAGGACUACGUCGCAAGUUGAGCUUGGGAUGGCGUAAGACGCCGCCUAAAGCAUCCAACACCUCUAACGCAGAGCCCCUCAAGCUUCAGACUAACAGAUACGACGACAUGCCUCCACCCAAGAUUCCCGCCUCUGCAACAUGGAGCACCGAUAGUCCCAUCUCCACAUCUAGCAGUGGCCGUCCCUCCUUUGAAAGCACAAAGCUCGAGAGCCACAGGAGAAAGGCGUCUGUCUCUUCUGCUAACAAGCUGCCCCAGCCUGAGUCUGCUUCAGCUGCUAAGCCUCUACUUCCAAGCAAUAUUGCAGUUCGCCAGCCUCAGACGAGCACUGCUUCGGUGCCACAGCCUGCAGCACCGCAAAAUCAACGUUCUACAUCGUGGUCAAUCCUUGGCAGCAUGAACCGCUCCCUAGGCGCAAGAACUACUCCGCCUCAAUCCAAGCCUCGAACAAUCAAUGCCUUACAUCUGGACAAGGAUGAUAUUGCCGCAAACGAUGAGAUGAGAAAGUUAUCUACAAAGAGGCGCGAUAUCGAUGUCGCCGCUCGUGAAACCGAAGAGUUGCGUAAGCGUGCUACCCAAAAGGAGAGAAUGACUCCUGCGCAAGCUAUCCAAUCGUCAGCUGGACUUCUGAACAUCUACGAGAAGGGAGAGAUCAUCGACUACAAAGAUGACGUCUGGUUUUGUGGCUCAAAACAAGCAAAGAAGCAUGUUGGAGAUAUAUCUGCUGCUGGAACGACAAACUUUGGUUAUGACGACGAAAGAGGUGACUACAACCUCGUCAUGGGCGACCACCUAGGAUACCGCUACGAGGUCAUUGAUGUGCUUGGUAAGGGAAGUUUCGGACAGGUUGUGAGGUGUAUUGACCACAAGCUCGGCACUCUGUGUGCUGUGAAGAUUAUUCGCAAUAAGAAGCGAUUCCAUCAGCAAGCUUUGGUUGAAGUCAACAUCUUGCAAAAGCUCAAGGAAUGGGCCAACGCGACACUGACAAUCACAUCAUCUUUCUACUUCCGGAACCAUCUUUGCAUCACAUCUCCUUCGCUCAGCAUCAACCUUUACGAAUUUAUCCGGACUCACAACUUUUCUGGCUUUUCAAUCCAACUCAUCCGCCGUUUCGCACGACAGAUACUCUCAUGUCUGUGCCUGCUUCAAUCUAAAAGAAUCAUCCACUGCGAUCUCAAACCGGAAAACAUACUUCUCUGCGACCCUCGCCGAGCUGACGUCCGAGUCAUCGACUUCGGAAGUUCUUGCAAAGCAGACGAGAAGGUGUACACGUACAUCCAGUCGCGUUUCUACCGUUCACCUGAAGUCAUUCUUGGAAGUGAUUAUGGUCUGGGUAUCGAUAUGUGGAGUUACGGGUGCAUUCUUGCGGAGCUUUUUACUGGAUACCCUAUCUUCCCUGGCGAGAACGAGCAGGAGCAACUUGCAUGCAUCAUGGAAAUCUUCGGCCCUCCUGCUCGGGACAUUAUCGAAAAGGCUUCACGAAGAAAACUCUUCUUCGAUUCAUCGCUCAAACCUCGUGUCACGGUAUCGAGUAAAGGCAGAAGGAGACGACCUAGCAGCAAGACUCUCAGUGGUGCCCUCAAGUGUGAUGACGAGGCUUUCUUGGACUUCCUCUCUCAAUGUCUUCGUUGGGAUCCCGAGAAGCGUCUGCGUCCAGAUCAGGCUGUAUCCCACCCAUUCAUCACCAAUGAGCCAUUCAGAAAAGCUGGACCUGUCAGUUCGCGUACAAGAACUGCAACCUCAGCUGCGUCGUCAACCACGACAACAGCGUCACAAUCUCCCAUCAAGCGGACACAACCAACGAUACCGACCAUUCCGGCAUUCUCGUCGCAAGCAACGGCGGCGACUCCUCGCGCGCGUCCCCUUCCAGAUACCCCAAAUACAGCUGCGCGUAACGGCAACGCAGCGGCCCCUAAUGUCAACAACGUCAUGAACCAGGCAACCAAGCCAACAAAUGUAGGCAGGCGACAGAGCUUAGCACCUCCCUUGCAGCCGACUAUCAGUGCGCCACCACCUCAGGUAUCAAUCAGCCAAGCCAUGGCUGGUAGCAAACGAGCCAGCAAUGGUGCACUAUUGGCACAACAAUACCACCAAAUGAGUCCAUAUGGCAGCCUCGGUGUCAGUGGCUCGUCGACCUCCAGCAGUGGUCUGCCACGCUCUGUAAGCGGAAAAGUCGACCUCGCGAGCGCGGCGGCGAGAGAAAGCAUGGGAGCCACUGCACGGUGGAGG
Messenger RNA from Aureobasidium uvarum, 4239 nucleotides. The record is from the annotation of a GenBank genome assembly. NCBI's taxonomy places the organism in Eukaryota, Fungi, Ascomycota, Dothideomycetes, Dothideales, Saccotheciaceae.